This is a messenger RNA of Drosophila mojavensis, 4515 nucleotides long. RefSeq lists its product as uncharacterized. The transcript has 3 exons. The record is from RefSeq and is a predicted model, not a curated record. Lineage: Eukaryota; Metazoa; Arthropoda; Insecta; Diptera; Drosophilidae. Bases 361 to 4014 code for a protein of 1217 amino acids.
AGAUUUUUGUCGUGAUCAAAGUAAGUCGAUUAAGUUUUAUAUUCGUUCACGAAAAAUAUGUUAGGUCGGGCAAUCUGAGGCUUCCUGGAAGGUACGCGCUGCUAAUGGAAUGCUGUAAAAACCCGAGCAGCAGCUGCGCCACGAUUAGAUGACCUGACCCGAUGUUGGCCGGAUUAGCGGGUGUAAUAAAAGCGCAAAUUUGCAUACUGGCGUCUACCUGUGGCACUUAAAAGGCGUCGCCACAACGUCAGCGCUCACAGUUACAAACUGCAACGUCUAACGUGAACAACGCAACAGAAGAAGAAGGAGAGGAAGCUAGUGAAUACAAAAAUCAAAUUUAAAAUAAAAAACAUACAAAUUAUGGUGCUGAGCAACUCGACGCCCAACAAUAAUCGCCAGCAGCACGAGAUGGUCGUGGACACGGCCGCCAUGAACAGCGCCGAUCUCGACGAGCUGCUGCAGCUGAACGCCGAGAUCGAGGAGCGGCGAUCGCGGCACGCCUACUGCGAUGUCAGCGAUGGACGUGGCCUGCUGCGUGCGACAAUGACGCGAGAGGAGCUCUUCGAGGUCUCCUCCCUGGACGACGAUCGGUUUCUCACUGCACUGGAGCACCAGAACUCUUACAGCACACCGUCACGCAUACAGAUCACCGACCUGGACCUGUCCAGCAUUGAGAAUCUCAUGAGGUAUUUCGAUGAGGAGGUGCCCGUAACGCCCAGCAAAGAUGUCCGCGAUGCAUCGACCAUUCCGUGCACGGGCAAGGUGGCCAGCACCAUUGCCAAACUGGCCAGCCAGCCAGCCCAGGUGCAGGGCAAGCCACAGAAGCUGGACAGCGGCAAGAAGAAGAUCAGCGAGUUGAAGCAGAAAUACGAGCAGCCCCAGCUGGCCACACCACAGUCGGUGCGUGGCGCCAACAGGAUCGGCAGCAGCAAGCUGCCCAUGAAGGUGAAGGAGAUGGCACAAUUGUUCAACUCGAAGAUUAAUCAGGUAAUGCGCCGAGCUGAGGCGCCGCAGUACGCCACGCUGCACAAUGAGUUGUCUUUGUCGCCGGAGCCGAAGCCGAAGCCGAAGCCACAAGCACAGCCACAGCCAAAGCCCAGAGAGAAGCUGGCCGAGCAGGAGCAGCAGGAGUCCUUUGGCUAUGGGCCCUGCCUGGUGGCCGAGGAUGUGUUCCGCGAGCUGAGCGUCAAGGAUAAGGUGUUGCUCUUCAACAAAUUUGUUAGCGACAUUGCCGCCAAGCAUCCCAAAUUCAAUGAGCAUGCGGCUGACCUCAAAGCUCAGGCCACGAAGCAAAUGGCACGUGGGGAGGUCGUGGCCGAACAUCAGGCCAGUGUGAAGCAUUUGGCACAGGAGCUCGAGGCCAAGUGUGUGCUGCAGUCAAACACUCCGCCACGACCGCCACUGGUCACAUCAUCCAAAACCAAGUCUCCAGCGCCGUCGCUACAUGUGAGCACGCUGACGGUGGUGCUGAAGCCCAGCCCGGAGCGACAUGUGAGUGCCCAGCCGGGCGGACGGGGUCUGCAGUGCGCCUCGCAGAAGCGCAACUUGGCUGCCAUACGCAGCGUGCUGCCCACUGAGGCGUAUGCGCCGCCCAAGAAGAUACGACGCACCCGGCAGGAGCGCGCCGGCACCGACAAUCAUCUGUUUUUUCAAAACGAGCCGCUCGAGAGUCUCUUCUACAGCUGGCUCAGCGCCGAGAACGGUAUUCUGUUCGAUAUCACUUGCGUGUCGAACAGCGACCAGACCAUUGAGAUAGCCAGCGGCAGCGAGGAGCAGCCGGCCCAGAACACGGCCAGCUCCAUGGGCGACAUCAGCCAGAAGUCGGCCGUUGAGCGUCUGCUCGAGGAGGCCAUUGCCAAGCUGGAGCUGGAGAGCAGGACCAAGGAGGCCAGCUAUGUGGAGGACAAAGAUGUGGACACGGCAACAACCCCAACUCAAACAGCAUCCAUGAUCCAACAGCCAGUUGCUCCAGUUACGCCCACGCCGCGCAAACUCAAGCGCCAGGCACCGCCUGUGCCGGCGCCACGUCCAAGUCUCGGACAGACGCAAUCCACUUGCAUCACCUCGAGCAGCUCGUCCAGCUGCAAGCAAUCUGAGGCCGAAGAGAGCGAAUCUGGUUUAUCCACACUGCCAAAGAUAACCAGUGAUGAAUCUCAGCCAGAAAUGCCAGGCAUGGCCAACGAGGCAGCCGACUUUGAAUUCGCCAAGCCCGUGCGGCCGCCGCGCAAGAAGAAAAUGCGCCGUACGCUCACCUGGAAGAAGGAGAACUCGAUUGUGGAGGCCACGGCCAAUGCUGUGACCAGCACCGAUUCGGAUUCCGACUACAAGCCGACAGCACUGCAGGCCAAGAAGAAGCCAUCAAGUGGUUCAAUUACAGCAGCACCAACGCUGCCACAACCACAGCCACAGGCACAGCCAAUGCCAAUCCCGGAGCAAAGCUACAUUGAGCUGGACAGAUCGCUGAUGCGCCAGGUGAAUUCACCGCGCAAGAUCAAGUCGGCGUAUACGUUGACGGUGAUGUCGUCGCCUUCGCCGAAUGCGGACAGUGAUCAGUCGCCGUUGCAGACGCCGCGUGCGUCGUUCGAUCCACAGCUGCGCGACAGUUUCAUAGAUCAGGGCUUUGAGACGUGCUCCAAUGAUGCCAUGGACAACAGUCCGUUGCGUCGCUCCUCGGUGGGCAUGGUCCAUACGAAGCCCUCCGGCUUCUCCACACCGGUGAAGGGGCGCAACUGUGCCGGCGCUGCCCAGCAGCAGCUAUUCAGUCCGAUCGGUCCAAAUGGACAGCAGCAGCAGCAGCAGCUGGACAAGUCGCGUCGCAGCUCGUUGGCCAUGCAAGUGAUACGGGAGGAUCAUCCGUUGGAUUUGGGUGCCACGUGCGAUACGCCAACAACGUCGUCGAACUGCAGUGAGCGCGACUUCUUUGCCAAUGCGCCCACAGUCGAGAUGAGCUCCUCGCAGCUGGAGGAUCAGCCGGCCAGCAAGCCGUUGUCCAAGUUCUGGAUCACUGCCGGCGACUUUACCGUGGGCCUGGAAAUUGCGCACAAUACGACGGAUCGACUGCGUCUACUCUACGAGAUCUUCACGCAAAAGGCCUGGGAGACACGUGAGCUGACCUUUGGCAUUGAUGCGCACAAGUUUUGCAGAUCAACGGCGAGCGAGGCCAACGAGCUGCCGGAGCGACCGGCGAGCGUUAAGGGCUCCUCGCAUUAUUGGUUCGCCAGCGGCGAUCUGGCCGUGCCCUUCAGCGGCAAGUACAUGCCCGGCGAGAAGAUCGAGCGUCUGUUCGAGUUUCUCGACGCGGAGCUGAGCACUGGCCCAGAUCUGGAGCUGCGCUUCGGCGUCGAUCAGUUUGAGUUCAGCAGUGUGCCGGAGUUCUGGGUGACAACGCCCAAGUUCUCCAUCGAGAGCAGCUACAGCAUGCUGGUGGGCCUGCAGACGGGCGGCAGCAAUGGCUUGGAGGGGCGCAGCAAAUACGCCUGGCCCAACAACCAGUACAAUGGCUCCAACAAUGCCAUGAAGACUAGCGAUCUGGACCAAACCGAGUUCGAAUCGGACAGCUUCAGCAACAGCAACCAGAGCGGCCGUCUCUCCUUCUCGCCGGACCUCUUCAGCCAGGAGUAUGAGGCGGUGCCCUUGGACGAGCUCUUCGACAAGACAUUGCCCCCGGUUGCCCGGCCCAAGCCCCCGAUGAGCAUGCCCCAAAUGCUGUGCACUCUGCAGCAGCAGAAAAAUAAACUGAAGAGCGUGGAGGAGCGCAUUCGCAGCUUCCAGCUGCCGCCCAAGCUGAACGAGGCCACGUUCAAGCAGUGCCGCAGCAGACCGGAGUUUGCCCAGAAGCUGCGCACCAUUGAGAAUCUGGCUCGCAGCAAUGGGUUCAGCGCCUGCUCCAUGGAGGAGCUGGAGAGCUUUAUGCAGUUCCUCUUCGAGUAUGCGGACACGUGUCUGGGCAGCUGCAGUGAGCACAUCGAGAAGAUCAUCGACACGCUGAUGCAGCAGCGCAGCGUUCUGGUUUAGUUUAAAAUAAUAAGUAAUUCUUCGUCCAACUAAUCUGUUACAAACUAAUCAUAAGUAUAUAUACGCACAUAUAUAUCUGUAGGCACUAACAUAUAAUGUUGUAAACAUAUUUUUUAUUCUCAAUAAACUUUUAUUAUUCAGUGAAAGACUAGUGAGCUAAUGUUACUUCAGAAAUUCCAUUUGAAUUUAGCUAGGGCAAUUAUAAUCGAAAUAAUUCAACACAAUAUUAAUUCUAAGGCCCUGCCCUGGCUUAUGCUGUGGUGUGGUUCGGCAUUGAAAAUCUAUAAAACAUAAAGAAUUUUUAAUAUGCAUUAAUUAUUAAAACAAAAUGAAAACCACAAUGAGAUUUUCUUUUAUCGAGUCGACGUAUAUACAUAAAUAUACGUUAAAUAUAUUAUUUGUAAGAAACAAAGACUUAUUGAUAAGAAUAUUUUAAUUGAAUGUCAAACAUAGCAUAAGCCUAAAUAUACCGUCAUAAACAAAGUUAUGAUCAAGCUCAAA